Molecule: messenger RNA, 1074 nt
Organism: Aspergillus tanneri
Lineage: Eukaryota; Fungi; Ascomycota; Eurotiomycetes; Eurotiales; Aspergillaceae
Product: AHA1 family protein
Exons: 4
Coding region: 1-1074 (357 amino acids)
Biological process (GO): positive regulation of ATP-dependent activity; protein folding
Cellular component (GO): cytosol
Molecular function (GO): protein-folding chaperone binding; ATPase activator activity
Source: RefSeq, a predicted model, not a curated record
AUGGUUCUUCACAACCCCAACAACUGGCACUGGGUGAAUAAGGAUGUCUCGGCUUGGGCCAAAGACCACUUGAAGGAAAAUCUGUGCUUGAUUUCUGCAGAGGAAAAUGGUGUCACUGCAAAGAUCUCCAAUCUACUGACCAUGGAUGGCGACGUAGAUGUCAGCCAGAGAAAGAACAAGGUCAUCACCCUGUUCGACGUCAAAUUACGACUCGAGUAUGAAGGUAAGACCCAGGACGAGGAGUCUGUUAGCGGUACCAUCACGAUCCCUGAGGUUGCCCACGAUACGGAGGAGGAUGAGUACGUUUUUGAAAUAGAGAACCACUCCGAUUCCUCGUCAAAGCAGCCCGUUAAAGACCUUGUUCGGUCGAAGAUUGUUCCCCUUAUCAGACAAGAGUUGGCCAAAUUGGCCCCAGCUCUGAUCGCUGAGCACGGGAAGGAUAUCCAGCAUGCCCCUGGUGUUAACCCAUCCAGUGGCUUUACAGCCCCAACCUACCACCCUCAGACGGCUAAGCAGGACUCCGCUCCUAAGACUACCUCUACCACCACGACCACCAACAAGGUCUCGGUGAACACUACCACCGUCACUGCCUCGGAUGAGUUCCGCACCACGGCUGAGGAGCUGUAUAACACCUUCACCGACCCGCAGCGUAUUGCGGCUUUCACCCGUGGAGCGCCUCGUCAAUUCGAUGGUGCCCAUGUAGGAGGAAAGUUCUCUAUAUUUGAUGGCAACGUGACCGGAGAGUAUGCUAAACUGGAGGCCCCUACUUUGAUUGUGCAGAAGUGGCGUCUGGCGCAGUGGCCCGAAGGUCAUUUCAGCUCUCUCGAAAUCAAGUUUGACCAAAAUGACAUCGAUGCCGUCACACAGAUGCGGGUGACUUGGUCCGGUGUGCCCGUUGGCCAGGAGGAUGUCACCAAGCAAAACUGGGAAAUGUAUUAUGUCCGCAGCAUCAAGCAAACGUUUGGAUCGCAUUUGCUAUCAUGGAGACACCUACUGAUUUCGUUUUUUGUGCUUCUUCUUGCUGUAGGUUUGGCACUAUCCUCUGAUAGUGUGCGCAAAUACUUGGAGGCGUGA